Molecule: messenger RNA, 1502 nt
Organism: Gossypium raimondii (Peruvian cotton)
Lineage: Eukaryota; Viridiplantae; Streptophyta; Magnoliopsida; Malvales; Malvaceae
Product: probable purine permease 11
Exons: 1
Coding region: 398-1447 (349 amino acids)
Cellular component (GO): membrane
Molecular function (GO): purine nucleoside transmembrane transporter activity
Source: RefSeq, a predicted model, not a curated record
UUAAUUAACAUUUUAUUUUUUGAGUUAAAGUUUGAAGAAGCUAACAGUAAGCAAUGGUUGUACCCCACGUGUCCUACGCGUCAGUUUCAGGGGGCACGUGGGUCUAUCAAGUAAAUGGCAGAAAAAGCUUUGGACGAUUCCUUAGAAUUGGUUACGUCUUAUCACGCAGGCUGCGCGACUUUUAUAAACAAUAUUUGUGCUUGAGCUUGAAGUGUGUUGUAAAUGUUAAGUUUAUAGUGCUGGGAUUUGGAAGACUCUCUUUCAUGCUCUUUUGUUGGCAAAAAUCAACAUUAGUCCUCUUGAUGUUAGAACAUUGAUCUUAUUUCAUUAAAUUUGAGUUUUCUAUUGUUCAAUUACAGAUAAUCAAGAAUCUAUUGUCAACAAGGAGGAAAAUUUAAUGGAUGAAUCACCAUUUCUUAAACUGAAGCGGUGGCAAUGGUGGCUUUUGGUGGCAAUCAACAUAUACUUCCUCAUUGCUGGCCAAGCUGCAGCAGUUCUUCUGGGGAGAUUUUAUUAUGAUAAAGGUGGAAACAGUAAAUGCAUGGCCACUCUUGUCCAAACUGCUGGCUUCCCAGUCCUUUGUAUCCCUUGGUUUCUUCUUCACCCUUCUCGGGAAGCUUCGACUUCUUCCACUUCACCUUCCAUCAAAACCCUUGCUCUGCUAUAUUUUGUUCUUGGUGUACUUGUUGCUGGUGACAAUAUGUUGUAUUCUGUAGGGCUUUUGUACCUCUCAGCCUCUACUUAUUCGCUCAUUUGCGCAACUCAAUUAGCUUUCAAUGCAGUUUUUUCCUACUUCCUUAACUCACAGAAGUUCACUGCUUUGAUUCUCAACUCAGUGGUCAUCCUGUCAUUGUCUGCUGCCUUAAUUGCAGUGAAUGAUGAUUCAGAUGGGCCAUCAGGAGUUCCCAAGGGGAAGUUCCUUAUCGGCUUCCUCUGCACCCUUGGAGCUUCUGCCCUUUAUUCCCUUUUGCUUUCCUUUAUGCAACUUUCAUUUCAGAAGGUUUUGAAAAAGGAAACAUUUUCUGUCGUUUUGGAAAUGCAAAUCUAUACAUCAGUCGUUGCAAGCUGCCUAUCGACUAUCGGCCUCUUUGCAAGUGGUGAAUGGAAGAGUUUGCAGCACGAGAUGGAGGUAUUUGGCACCGGAAGAGUUUCAUACGUGCUUACAUUGGUGUGGACUGCUAUAACUUGGCAAGUAUGUGCUGUUGGUGUUGUGGGGUUGAUUUUUGUUGUGUCAUCUCUCUUCUCCAAUGUAAUCAGCACUCUGUCUUUGGCUGUUACCCCACUAGCUGCACUGGUAGUUUUCCAUGACAAGAAGAAUGGUGUGAAGGUAAUUGCCAUGCUUUUGGCUCUUUGUGGUUUUGCUUCUUAUACUUAUCAAAAUUAUAUUGAUGAUAAGAAGGCAAGGAGGUUGCAGACCCAUGUCCGGGAAAUCCAGCAUACUGCUUGAUAUGUUUGGUACCAAUGUAGACACAAUAAAAUAAAUACCAAUACACUUAAAUUUA